Pyricularia grisea is the source of this 297-nucleotide messenger RNA. RefSeq lists its product as uncharacterized. The transcript is spliced from 2 exons. NCBI's taxonomy places the organism in Eukaryota, Fungi, Ascomycota, Sordariomycetes, Magnaporthales, Pyriculariaceae. The record is from RefSeq and is a predicted model, not a curated record. The coding region runs from base 1 to 297 and encodes 98 amino acids.
AUGUUGAGAUGCAAGGUUCGCGAGGCCCUCAAGACCACGAACACAAAUCUCCGGCAUUCGGAUGAGUCUCGAACGUCUGCACCCUCUGCCAGGGAUGACGACGGUGGUUCGGCUAAGAUGAAGAUGGCUGACUUUCAUGCGAUAUUGACUAUUGGAUCAGAGAACCUAUUUGAGCAGCUGGCUAUGAUACACGCUUCUGUGUAUGCAACACAACAGACCUCCAUCGUGGAUAUGCUGGAGGAACUUAACAAGCUGUUCUAUGACGCUAAUUCUCAUGCGGAAGAUCACGUAAAGUAG